UCUUUUCUUCCGAUUCUUAAAAUGCUAUAAAGCUAAGAGAGCAAAGUGUGGGUUUCGCAGGACACCAUGACCUUCGGAUUCAUACUGCUGCUGCUCUGUGCUUUCCGGGGAGCUGAAGGCACUCGGAUUGUUGGUGGCAAAGAUGCUGUCCCCCACUCGCGGCCGUACAUGGUCUCGCUGCAAAUCCAACGUCAACAUAUCUGCGGCGGAGUGCUCAUAAGAGAGGAUUUUGUGCUCACAGCAGCACAUUGUGACAUAAUGGUACCAUUCACAGUUGUGCUUGGAGCAGACACACUGAAAGCCAAUGAGCCAGCAAAGCAGAGCCUUCGUGUUCUCAGAUCCUUUCCCCACCCAGACUACACUGAUCUUACAAAUGACAUCAUGCUGUUGAAGCUUAGCAGUAGGGCAAAUCUUACUAAAGAAGUGCAGUUGAUCUCUCUGAAGUCUGGUAGCCUCAGAACAGGAAGUCGUUGCAUCACAGCAGGUUGGGGGGACAUAUCGGACAACAGAACGUUGGCAAACAGGCUGCAAGAGGUCAAUGUCACAAUUAUGUCACCAACUACAUGUCAGAGAAGAUGGGGAGAAGUUCCCAUAGAAAGAACGAUGGUUUGUGCCAUGGGUUCACGGAACAGACAGGGCUUCUGCUCGGGGGAUUCAGGAGGCCCAUUGGUGUGUGACGGAGCUUCAGCAGGUGUUGUCUCCUUCUCCGGGCGUCGAUGUGGAAACAUAAGGACUCCUGAUGUUUACACACGUGUUGACUCUUUCAGGCAGUGGAUUGAAAAAGUGCUGAAUGAAAAUUAGACAAAAUACCUUUACUUGGUACUUUUUCUACUUCCAAAGGCAAAACGGACAAAUUGUUCUGUAUUUCAAAACUAAAUUUUCUUCUACUGUAAAGCUCUUUAAUCUUUAAUUAACAUUGUGAUCAAUAAAGUACUUUUCAAUUUGAA
This is a messenger RNA of Xiphophorus maculatus (southern platyfish), 947 nucleotides long. Its product is annotated as mast cell protease 3-like. The coding region runs from base 67 to 801 and encodes 244 amino acids. Gene Ontology annotation, molecular function: serine-type endopeptidase activity. NCBI's taxonomy places the organism in Eukaryota, Metazoa, Chordata, Actinopteri, Cyprinodontiformes, Poeciliidae. The record is from RefSeq and is a predicted model, not a curated record. Gene Ontology annotation, biological process: proteolysis. The transcript has 5 exons.